Cimex lectularius (bed bug) is the source of this 1715-nucleotide messenger RNA. RefSeq names its product histone RNA hairpin-binding protein (gene Slbp). Lineage: Eukaryota; Metazoa; Arthropoda; Insecta; Hemiptera; Cimicidae. The record is from RefSeq and is a predicted model, not a curated record. Gene Ontology annotation, biological process: mRNA 3'-end processing by stem-loop binding and cleavage; mRNA transport. The coding region runs from base 262 to 1320 and encodes 352 amino acids. Gene Ontology annotation, cellular component: cytoplasm; histone pre-mRNA 3'end processing complex. The transcript is spliced from 5 exons. Gene Ontology annotation, molecular function: mRNA binding; histone pre-mRNA stem-loop binding.
ACGCAGUUGGUGGUUCGGGUGGAAGGAGUUUUCGCGGGUUCCGGGGGGAAACUGGAGCGAAGGCGAAGAAUCCUCGCCGCUCGCGCCUUCUCAGUUCCCACUCACCAAUCGUCAGUCGUCGGUCUGCCCGACAGUUUGCGUUAUUCUCCAGCAAACUUCAUUGCGAAUAUCGUAGACUUUAUUCUCCCACCGGCCGCCGAUUUCAUUUUCAACCGACUUAGAGAAAAUCUCGAAUUUGUCCAGGAUCAUUAAUAUUUUAAAAUGGCAACAACUAAAAUUGACCAAAAGGAGGAUGAUUCACUUUGGGAUAUUAGUGUGUGUAAUAAAAGUUGGGUAGACAUUGUUGAAGAAACCAAAAGUGAUGAACUGAAAGUUAAAAUUAAAGACAACACGAUCACGAAGGAGACGCGUGUAACUAGACACAGUUUGAAAAUUUUAUCUGAAAAAGUUAUCGAAGAGUCGUCUAAACAUGGAGUGAUUGACAUUAACAACACUGAAGUCCUGAAGUCGGAUCAACUACCCAACUUUGGAAAACACCUACAAGCAACACCUGAGAAAGUCUCUGUGAAAAACGAAAGACAAGAUUUUCUACAGGAUGACUUAAGUCUCACUGGUCAUUUAGACAAAUUCAACUUGGUUAGUCCCUGUAAAGUAGACAAGACUGAAUGCCUGAAGAACAGAGUCAGUCCGAGGGUGAAGCGGACUCCUACGAACGGCGAGUCGAAUAAAAGAAAAUUUCCGAUCUUUGAUAAUAAAUCUGAAGGCAAUGAUGACAUGUUAAUGCCGAGCCCGAGUAAAAUUCCAAGAUCAACACCUUCAUCUACAAAAAGGGAUAAAGGGAGAAAACGACUUCGAGAUUUGGGAGGAACACCAAACAGUGAUAAAAAAAAGAGGGAAGCUGAAACUGAUCCUGAAGUUAUUGCUAGGAGACAAAAACAAAUUGAUUAUGGGAAGAAUACUAUAGGUUAUGACAGAUACACUCAACUUGUACCGAGGGAUGCAAGAACAAAAAUCCACCCCAAGACGCCACCAAUCCAUUUAAAAUUCAGCCGAAGGGCCUGGGAUGGUCUGGUAAAAGUUUGGAGGCAACGAUUGCAUUUUUGGGAUCCUCCAUCUGAAGGAGGGGGCAAUCCCGAUUGUUUGGAGAUAAGUGACUUUUCUGACUAUUCAUCAACGGAAGGUUCACUUCCUUCUACUCCUGUCCAAGAAUGGAAACGGCAAAGGAAUUCCAGGGCCAUGAAGAAGUUGAUUCCAGAAAAUAAGGAAGAGGUAGUGGAAGUUGAUUUUGCUAAUCAGGGUUGCACCCCAUUGGCCGAUUAAUUUUAUUUCCAUUAUUUUGCAGUUUAAUUUUUUUUUUAGCCUCUUCAUUUUAAAAUGUAUUUAUUUAGUGUAGUUAUGCUCUUAAUUAUGACCUUUUGGAUUCAUGAAUUUUCAGAAAUAUAAGUUUGUAUAUCUCAUUUGGUAUUUUUAUUUUGUGGAAACAAAUACGGAUAUUUUAAUAUAUUGUAACUUUUGUAAUAAUUAAACAUUACUUGUACUUUUUUAGUUAUUCAAUUCUUCAUAAAGCAGUAUUUUCCGAAAAUUUAGAGGCAUGAGAGCAAAAGUGUAUUAUAAACAUAUUACAUACUGUUUUUUUGUUUUUAUACAAGUAUGUAGUAUGUAGUUGUACUUGUGUUUUGUAUUCUAAAUUAAAUUUAUUAUUUAUCGUUUUACUA